Molecule: messenger RNA, 8724 nt
Organism: Diceros bicornis minor
Lineage: Eukaryota; Metazoa; Chordata; Mammalia; Perissodactyla; Rhinocerotidae
Gene: SETX
Product: senataxin
Exons: 26
Coding region: 445-8358 (2637 amino acids)
Biological process (GO): termination of RNA polymerase II transcription
Cellular component (GO): nuclear body
Molecular function (GO): transcription termination site sequence-specific DNA binding; helicase activity
Source: RefSeq, a predicted model, not a curated record
GCCGCGCUCAGGUGUCGGCGGAGUUAGUGACGGUGCUGGGGCGGAACUUGCCUGCGUCUGCGCAUCUGGGGAGUCUUAGACGAGGUGCCUCGCUGUCCCGAGUGGGGACAGGCCUGUGCAGUCGGAAUCGCGGUUGCCCGGUACUUCCUCACUUGUGUGCCCACGGGCAGUUGGCAGCCUCUCCGCGGGUGAGCUUCUCAUCCAGUGGGGACAUCCGGCUCUGCUGUCACGGGAUUGGUGUGAAACUCAGAGGAGAGAGUGUAAAAGCCGCUUCAUGAGUUUUGUUUCGUUUUAUUUCAGAAAUGUUCCUUUCGGGCCAGAGUCCGGGUAUAUAUGAAUGCAAAUCUCACCUGUUUGCAAAUAAGCCCAGGACUCUCGACUGAGAAGAUCACUUCUCUGUAGGCCGUUAGUCCAGAUAUCUUCUUUUCUGGAUAUAGGUACAGAAUGAGCACGUGUUGUUGGUGUACGCCUGGUGGUAUUUCCACCAUUGAUUUCCUAAAGCGCUAUGCAUCCAAAGCCCACUCCAUUGAAUUUCAAACAGCUGAUGAAGACCUUUGCUACUGCUUAGAGUGUGUGGCUGAAUAUCACAAAGCAAGAGAUGAAUUGCCAUUCUUGCAUGAGGUUUUAUGGGAGUUAGAAACCUUACGUCUCGUAAAUCACUUUGAAAAAUCCAUGAAGGCGGAAAUUGGAGAUGAUGAUGAAUUAUAUAUAGUAGACAACAAUGGAGAGGCACAACUAUUUGACUUUACCGGCCAAGACUUUGAAAAUAAACUUCGAGUUCCUCUUCUCGAAAUACUGAAAUAUCCUUAUCUGCUUUUACAUGAACGUGUUAAUGAAUUAUGUGUUGAAGCACUUUGUCGGAUGGAACAAGCUAAUUGCUCCUUUCAGGUUUUUGACAAACAUCCAGGCAUCUAUUUGUUUUUGGUCCAUCCCAAUGAAAUGGUUCGGCGUUGGGCUAUUCUGACUGCAAGGAACUUGGGAAAAGUGGACAGAGAUGAUUAUUAUGACUUACAGGAGGUUUUGACUUGCCUUUUUAAAGUCAUCGAGUUGGGGCUUUUAGAAAGUCCAGACAUUUAUACUUGUUCUGUCCUUGAAAAGGGUAAACUGAUUCUUCUCCCCUCGCACAUGUAUGAUACUACCAACUACAAAAACUAUUGGUUAGGUAUUUGCAUGUUGCUGACCAUUCUUGAGGAGCAAGCCAUGGAUUCACUGUUGCUGGGCUCAGACAAACAAAAUGAUUUUAUGCAAUCAAUACUUCACACCAUGGAGAGACAGUCAGAUGAUGAUAGUGUGGAUCCUUUCUGGCCAGCAUUACACUGUUUCAUGGUGAUUCUGGAUCGCCUUGGAUCUAAGGUCUGGGGUCAACUUAUUGAUCCUAUUGAGGCAUUUCAAACUAUUAUCAACAACGUGAGCUACAAUAGAGAGAUUCAGAAUAUACGGAACAGCUGUGUAAGGACCAAGUUAGAACCGGAGUUAUAUUUGAAUGAUACGGGGACUUGCAGCCAGAUUGUAUACAAUUAUAAUCCUGAAAAGAACAAAAAGGAUUCAGGGUGGAGGUCAGCCAUUUGCCCGGAUUAUUGUCCUAACAUGUAUGAAGAAAUGGAAACAUUAUCCACCGUUCUUCAGUCCGAUAUUGGUCAAGACAUGCGUGUUCAUAACAGCACAUUUCUGUGGUUCAUCCCUUUUGUUCAGUCCCUCAUGGAUCUUAAGGAUUUGGGUGUGGCUUAUAUAGUAGAGGUUAUUCAUCACCUGCACUCCGAAGUCAAAGAUGUCCUCAACCGAGCAGAUAGUGUGUGUGACCAAGUUACUGAAUUGUGUGUGUGUGACAAAGUUACUGAAUUUUUUCUUCUAAUUUUGGUGUCAGUGAUUGAACUGCAUAGAAAUAAAAAAUGUUUGCAUUUGCUGUGGGUUAGUUCCCAGCAGUGGGUUGAAGCCGUUGUAAAAUGUGCCAAACUUCCUACCACUGCAUUUGCACGAAGUUCUGAGAAAUCAUCUGGAAAUUGCUCCAAAGGAACGUCAGUGAUGUCAUCUCUGUCAUUGCAUUCAGUGCCAUCUAACUCUGUACAACAUGCUUGUGUGCAACUGAUUAGAAGUCUCCUUAAAGAAGGUUAUCAGCUUGGGCAGCAAACUCUUUGUAAACAAUUCUGGGAUAAGCUCAAUUUAUUCCUGCGAGGAAAUUUAUCUCUAGGUUGGCGGUUGACUAGUCAGGAAACCCAUGAGUUACAAACUUGUUUAAAGCAAAUUAUUAGAAACAUAAAAUUCAAAGUACCUCUGUGUAGCACUUCUGUGGAUCUGACUCCUACGUGUAAAACGCCUCCUGUAUCUUAUAUUAAAGAAGAAAAUGAACAAAUAGGAAAGAAGUCUAAAAAAGACAUGCACUCUCUGGAAAAUUCCAGCCCAACAUUUCCUAAAGAGCCAGUGAAAGCUGAUGCAUAUCAAGUGCAAGAGAGUAUAUUGUUCAAAGCAAGUAACACUGUAGAGGAUAAUGAGCAAAAUGAUAUAAAAGACAUCAAACUGGAAAACCAUCUCUCACCUGAGUCAUGCUUAAAGCAGAGUAGUAAAAACCUUUUCACUGAGAGAGCUCAAGAUGAAGUUAAAAGUACAAGGAAGCAGAAGUCUGUAAAAGAGAAUUCCUCACAUACACCACAGAAUUGCACUUUAAAGGAUGAUGCUCUUGGUCAAACUUCAAAAACUAAGGCACAGAAAGAUGAAAUCUGUGCUAAGUUAUCACAUGUAAUAAAGAAGCAACACAGGAAAAGUACUUUGGUCAAUAAUGCUGUCAAUUUAGAGGAAAACCUGACUGGGUCUAACAUUGAGAGUUUCUUUUUAAGGAAAGAUAGAGGAAGUCAGAAAGGGGAUGGCUUUAUACACAAUAUCUCUUUAGACCCUAAUGGUAUUUUGGAUGAUAAAAAUGGGGAACAAAAAUCACAAAGCAGUUUAUUACUGAAAAAGAAACGAAUAAAAAAUGAAGAGUUAGAUAUUUUCUCUUCCCAUGAAAACAGUUGUCAAAUACAAGAAUGUCAUGUUGAUGAUAAAGAUUUGGUCUCAUUUACAGAAGUGACCAAUACUUUCAUGAAGAAAACAUCUCCCUUUAAAGAUCCCAUGACUGUACUUGAAUCAAGAGAUAAGGAAAUUAGCAAGAGUACUGAUCAGGUUUCUUCUCAUUUGAGAGAACAGGCAUCUUGCAUCAGUCCGAAGUCUGACACUUUAACAGAUUCUCAGAUAGACAGAGAUCUCCACAAAUUGUCUUUAAUAGCUCAAGCCAGUGUUAUUAAGUUUCCAUCAGAUUCAGCUCAAAAAAGCUCAUCCCAGCUACAAAGAAAAGUAAAAGAUGAUAAGAGAUGUUUCAAAGCUAACCAGAAUAAUGUUGGGGAAACCUGUCGUGGACAGGUGAUUAUUAUUUCAGAUUCUGAUGAUGAUGAUGAUGAAAGAAUUCUGGGUUUUGAGAAGCACAUUAAACAAGAUAAAAUAUGUGUUGAGAAAGAAUGUCCAGGGCAGCAUACAUCAGUAGUUAAUACAAAUGUGGAAAAGAAGCUAAUAAAGGAAGAAGAGACAAAGUCCCUUUUGCAGUUUGAGGAAUCUGAUUCUCAGUUUUUUGAGUUUGAAAGUCCAUGCGAAGUGUUUUCAGUUUGGCAAGAUCAGAUGCCAGACAACAAGAAUUCAGUUCAAGAGGAUGAAAAAAAUUCAUGCUUGACUCCUAUAGCUGAUAUCACAAAUGAUUGGGGUUAUGAUACAGAUUAUGUAUCUGAAGCAGUUAUUAAACAAGUAUCAGAGGGCAUUGAAGAACACACAGAACCACAGACUAGUAGUAUUUCUGUUGAGGAGUUUUGUGAAAUUGAAGUAAAAAAACCUAAGAGAAAACGAAUUGAAAAACUUAAGGCUGAAGAUCCUUUAAGGUGUUCAUCUUCUGUCAGAAAUGAACACCAGUCUGAUAAUGAGAGAGAUCUGAUUGAAAAUGAUUCUAAAAGUACAGCCAUAAAGACUACAACUCCCAAUUCAAGUAUUCAGAGAGCUGCUACAGUUUCCCUAAAGAAGUCUUCUCCAAAGCCUCAUACUUAUUCCAACCCUGUCAGGAAAGUCCCGCGUUCUAAAACCCCUAAGAGAACACAUUCAGAUACCAAAAAAGGGCAGAAUAAAAGUUCAAAUUACAUAAGUUGUAGGACAACUCCUGCUAUAGUACCACCAAAGAAAUUUCGCCAGUGUCCUGAACCAACUUUAAAGGCUGAGAAACUUGGUCUGAAAAAGGCUCCUCGUAAGGCGUUUGAGCUGUCUCAGCGAUCUUUAGAUUGUUUAGCUGAAUUACGUCACCAUGGCAAAACUGUUGGAGUAGUUGAUACCCAAAAAAAGACUAAAUUAAUUUCUCAGACUUCUGUCAAAAAUAAUAAGAAAUUGCUUAUGAAUCAAGAUCUUCAGUUGCAAAGGCACAUGAGAUCCAAAUCACAACAAAAUAAACAAAGACGUUUAGAAUAUGAAAGUACAGAUACCACAACAGCAGGGCCACAUGCAGCACGGAAUUCUGACAUAUUUGUACCAGAACCAGAUAGGUCACGUAAUAGAGGAGGAACUGAGGUAAUUGCUGACAGUGAUGGAAAACAAUUAAAAAAAUGUGCAUCUUCUGAACUAGAACCCAUGAAAGCAACAUAUGUUUCUCGGGUGACUGAUGACACUUGUCUUUUGAACCAGUGUAAUUCUGUAGUGUUAAAUGGAAGAAUACCAACAAAUGAAAUAAUUGUCUCUACUUCAGAGGACCUUCUAGGUGGAAGUGACCUAACAGUACAUCGUUUAGAGCUGGCAACUUUGAAAGAGCAAGAGCCUGAAUCCAAUAGUGAUAUGGAGGAAGAUAAUAUAUUUUUAACACAACAUGAUCCUGAAGAUAUGGAUUUAUGUUCACAAAUGGAGAAUGAUAAUGAUAAACUCCUUGAGGUAGUUCAUGGAAAACAUGCUGUUCAGGUAGAAGAUGAUUCUAUAAGUCGACCUCAAUUGGAAUCCUUGAGUAGCACAAAAUGUAAAUACAAAGAUUGUGUUGAAACUAUGAAAAACCAGGGUGAGUACUGCUCAAAACACUCUGAAGUUAAAGCAGCGGAUGAAGAUGUAUUUCGUAAACCUAGCUUGCCUGUUUCUUCAUCUAAACGUUCGAGACCUUCCACUGCUAAGAUUUUUAGCUCACGUAGUACUUCACGAAUUGCUAAUCUUUCCAAGUCUUUGGAAAAUACCUCAGCACUUCUACCAGUUCUAAAAAAUAAGUCAAAUGUACAAUCUAUUUUUAAAGCACCACAGCCAGUCUCUCUGGUGUCUCAAAAGCCGAUGGGUGAAGUGAAGAGUUUUUGCAAUGUUCUUCAUUCUCAGACUCCAAAUAAUUCCAACAGACAAGGUUACAAACUUCCCUUUGGUGAAAACAAAUCUUUUUUGACUUCCUCUCCAGUAAACAUUGUCUUGUCAUCACAGUCUAUCUCUGACACCUUUGUUAAAGAGGUGUUAAAAUGGAAAUACGAAAUGUUUGUGAAGUUUGAUCAGUCUGGGCCCCCAGCAAGUCUGAGUCAGUCCAUCUCAAGACCUGUGCCUGUCAAAUUUCAAGAUUGUGGAGAAUAUUUUAAUGUUUUUUUCCCUUUGAUGAUAUUGAAUACUUUUGAAACAGUGGCACAAGAAUGGAUCAGCUCUCCAAAUAAAGAAAAAUUCUGUCAGUUACAUUUACGAAAAUUUCCUGCUGAGUAUAAAAAAUACUGGGAGUUUGUAGUUUAUCUUGAGGAAUGUGAACUAGCUAAACAGCUUCAUCCAAAGGAAAAUGAUUUGGUGUUUUUGGUUCCUGAAAGACUAAAUGGAGAGAAGAAAGAUAGAGAGAGAAAUUGCAUGCAGGAUCCUCCUGAAUAUCAUUGUGGUUAUGUUCAUAAAUUUCGCCGCACUUCAGUCAUGCGUAAUGGGAAAUCUGAGUGUUCCCUUUCCAUCCAGACUCAAGAUAAUUUGCCAGUCAAUUUAAAUGAACCCGUGAAAUGUAUUGUAAUCAGUUCUCUGGUAACUACACAAAGGAAGUUGAAGGCCAUGUCUUUGCUGAGUGGUCGGAACCAACUAGCCAGAGCUGUUCUGAAUCCAAACCCCAUGGACUUCUGUACAAAAGAUUUACUUACUACAACAUCUGACCGAAUUAUUGCCUACUUAAGAGAUUUCAACGAAGACCAAAAGAAAGCGAUAGAAACUGCAUAUGCGAUGGUGAAACACUCCCCAUCAGUUGCCAAGAUCUGUCUGAUUCAUGGACCACCUGGAACAGGAAAAUCAAAAACUAUUGUUGGCCUCCUAUAUCGCCUACUGACAGAGAACCAGAAGAAAGGGCACUCAGAUGAGAACUCCAAUGCCAAAAUCAAACAGAACCGUGUUCUUGUGUGUGCACCGUCCAAUGCAGCUGUUGAUGAACUUAUGAAGAAAAUUAUCCUUGAAUUCAAAGAAAAAUGUAAAGACAAGAAGAAUCCUCUGGGGAACUGUGGAGAUAUAAAUUUAGUACGUCUGGGUCCAGAAAAGUCUAUUAAUAAUGAGGUCCUAAAAUUCAGUUUGGACAGCCAAGUUAACCACAGAAUGAAAAAAGAAUUACCUUCUCAUGUUCAAGACAUGCAUAAAAUAAAGGAACUUCUAGAUCAUAGACUAGAUGAACUUUCUCGCCAGCGUGCUUUAUGCCGAGGUGGAAGGGAAAUACAGAGGAAAGAAUUAGAUGAACAAAUUGCCAAAGUUUCAAAAGAAAGGCAGGAACUUGCUUCUAAAAUUAAAGAGGUUCAAGGACGCCCACAAAAGACACAGAAUAUCAUCAUCCUAGAGUCCCAUGUCAUCUGCUGCACAUUGAGCACAAGUGGUGGUUUACUGCUUGAGUCUGCUUUUCGUGGGCAAGGGGGUGUUCCCUUUAGUUGUGUCAUUGUCGAUGAGGCUGGACAGUCUUGUGAAGUCGAAACUCUGACUCCACUUAUCCAUCGUUGUAACAAGCUUAUCCUCGUGGGAGAUCCUAAACAGCUCCCUCCCACAGUCAUUUCUAUGAAGGCACAGGAUUAUGGCUAUGACCAAUCCAUGAUGGCCCGCUUCUGCAAACUGCUGGAAGAGAAUGUGGAACACAAUGUGAUCAGCAGACUGCCGAUUUUGCAGCUUACCAUUCAGUACAGGAUGCAUCCAGACAUAUGUCUCUUCCCUUCUAAUUAUGUUUAUAACAGAAGCUUGAGAACAAAUAGACUGACGGAGACUAGUCGGUGUUCAUCUGACUGGCCGUUUCAACCCUAUCUUGUGUUUGAUGUCGCAGACGGUUCAGAAAGACGAGAUAAUGACUCAUAUGUAAAUGUUCAAGAAAUAAAACUGGUAAUGGAAAUAAUUAAACUUAUUAAAGACAAAAGAAGAGAUGUUACUUUCCGAAACAUUGGCAUAAUAACCCAUUACAAAGCUCAGAAGACGAUGAUUCAGAAAGAUUUGGACAAAGAGUUUGACAGAAAAGGGCCAGCAGAAGUAGAUACUGUGGAUGCAUUCCAGGGUCGUCAGAAAGACUGUGUUAUUGUUACAUGUGUCAGAGCAAAUGCCAUGCAAGGCUCAAUCGGAUUUCUGGCAAGUUUGCAGAGAUUGAAUGUCACCAUUACACGAGCCAAGUACAGCCUCUUCAUCCUCGGACAUUUGAGGACCCUGAUGGAAAAUCAGCAUUGGAAUCAGCUGAUUCAGGAUGCUCAGAAGCGUGGUGCAAUUAUUAAGACCUGCGACAAAAACUAUAAACAUGAUGCACUGAAGAUUCUGAAACUGAAGCCUGUACUACAGAGAAGUCUGACUCACCCUCCGACCACAGCUCCAGAGGUGUCCAGACCCCAGGGCGGCUUGCCCAGCAACAAGCUCGACAGUGAAUUUGCCAAGACAUCUUUUGCUUCUUCACUGUACCACACACCCUCUGACUCAAAGGAAGCUACUGUUACUGCAAAGGACUCUGAAAGGCCUCCUGGGCAGGACUGGCUUCGGGACCCACGGCUGCUUAGGAGGAUGGGCAUGAUCCCUGAAGCCAAAGGGAAGUGCCUGAUGGAUCCACAGCCCCUGAGCCCCCAGCAUCCUGGAGCAACACUUCCCUUGGGAGAGCCAGGCUUCCCUGUGAGUCACCAGGAUCUGGGUAGCGUUGUGCAGCAGUCGACCACCAAAGGAGCCACUCCCAGCAACCACAGACCUCACGUGCCGUGUGAACCUCCAGCUGCUAGUGCUGAUGCUUCCACAAGAAAAAGAAAAUGUGACCAGGAAGAGGGGCUCAGCCACAGAAGAGAGACCAGGGCUUUUAGUGAAGGGGACCAGGAGAGGCAUAGCUCUGUGAGCCAUCAUACAAAGAGGAACUCUGCCUGGGACAAGGAUAAAGGAGGACAGUAGUUCAAAGAAAAGAAAGGUUUUAUAGUAAAGCCAAAUGACCUAGACUGUCAGCCGCAAGCAUUAUUGCAAACUUAAGAUGACCGAGUAUUUAGUUAUGAUUAUUUUUUCCUUUCAAGAAGUUUGUGUGCUGUUGGAAAACAUGGAAAAUGUAUCCUAACACCUGAACCUCUUGGUCAUCUUUAGUACUUUUUGUUGGUUGCAGAGGCUUUCAGAGGGCAUUUGUGUAUCAGUAAUAAUGUCCUUGAAGUCAGAGACUUGAAGUGUUGACCUCUGGUUCCUGUAUAGGAAAGGUCAGACUGGAGUGAAUGUUGUAAAAGUUGAAAAGUAUAUUUGUAUAGCAAAUAACAAAAUCCUUUUAAAAUUUAA